AUGGGAAAGCGAAGCCUUGCAGCGGUGAACGGCGAGGAGGAGGUUGUCGCGCAGCAGCAGCAGACGCCAGGCAAAAAGUCGAAGAAGAUCAAGGUGGAGGCCGCCGAUGAGACGCUGGAUGAGACGAUCAUCACCGAGGAAAAUGGCGGUGAAAAUGGUGAAGCCGCCGAUGAGACGCUGGAUGAGACGAUCAUCACCGAGGAAAAUGGCGGUGAAAAUGGUGAAGCAACUAACGGCGGACAACCCAAAACGCGUCGCGACCUGAUGGAGCUGCCAUACGACACGAAGCUCUCCUUCGUCUCCGUGAUCGCCAAUCCAAUGGCCAACAAGAAGCUCGGCAAGAAGCUCUUCAAGUUGAUGCGCAAAGCGGGCAAGGUGUCGCGGAAGACGCUGCUUCGAAUUGGCCUCAAGGACGUCCAGCUGCGAAUUCGAAAGGGUGAAAAGGGCAUUGUUGUCUUUGCGGGCGAUGUGACACCGAUUGAGAUCAUGUGCCACCUGCCGGCAGUCUGCGAGGAGAAGGAGAUUCCCUACAUUUACGUUCCAUUUAGAACUGACAUCUCCACGGCCAUCGGCAUCCGCAGACCGGCGCUGAUGGUGCUGAUCAAGAAGCACGACGACUUUGCCGAGCUGUACGACGAGUGCGAGGCGAAAAUCAAAGAGCAAUCGUCGCCGGCUUAA
Messenger RNA from Rhagoletis zephyria (snowberry fruit fly), 678 nucleotides. NCBI's taxonomy places the organism in Eukaryota, Metazoa, Arthropoda, Insecta, Diptera, Tephritidae. The record is from RefSeq and is a predicted model, not a curated record.